GCCGGCAGGGUGGCGCGACCAGCGGCGGAAGCGUGCGCCGGAGCUGCGGCCCCGGGAGGCGAGGACGGCGGCGGGGAGAUGGGCGACAAGAAGGUGGCUCUCAUCACCGGCAUCACAGGGCAGGAUGGAUCGUACUUGGCUGAGUUCCUGCUGGAAAAAGGCUAUGAGGUGCAUGGAAUCGUUCGUCGGUCUAGUUCUUUUAACACAGGCCGGAUUGAACAUCUCUACAAGAACUCACAGGCUCACAUUGAAGGAAACAUGAAGCUGCACUAUGGUGACCUCACGGACAGCACCUGCCUGGUGAAGAUCAUUAAUGAAGUCAAACCCAAUGAGAUAUACAACCUGGGAGCUCAGAGCCAUGUCAAGAUUUCUUUUGACCUAGCAGAAUAUACUGCUGAUGUUGAUGGAGUUGGCACCUUACGGCUCCUAGAUGCUAUUAAGACCUGUGGCCUUAUCAAUUCUGUGAAGUUCUACCAAGCCUCCACCAGUGAACUUUUUGGAAAAGUGCAAGAAAUCCCGCAGAAGGAGACCACCCCUUUUUACCCAAGAUCGCCUUAUGGUGCAGCAAAACUGUAUGCCUACUGGAUUGUGGUGAACUUCAGAGAAGCCUACAAUCUCUUUGCUGUGAAUGGCAUUCUCUUCAAUCAUGAAAGUCCCAGGAGAGGAGCUAAUUUCGUUACUCGAAAAAUUAGCCGAUCGGUGGCAAAGAUUCACCUCGGACAGAUGGAUUCUUUCAGCCUGGGCAAUCUGGAUGCUAAGAGAGACUGGGGCCAUGCCAGGGACUACGUUGAGGCCAUGUGGCUGAUGCUGCAAACGGAUGAGCCAGAGGACUUUGUCAUAGCCACUGGGGAGGUCCAUAGCGUCCGUGAAUUUGUGGAGAAGUCAUUUAAGCACAUUGGGAAAACCAUUGUGUGGGAAGGAAAGAAUGAAAAUGAAGUAGGGCGAUGCAAAGAGACUGGCAAGAUUCAUGUGACAGUCAAUCACAAGUACUACAGACCAACUGAAGUGGUCCUCCAGUCAUUGUAGUGCUGCUGUGGAACAGCUUUAUUUUGUCUUAAUGGUAUUACGUCCUCUUGAAGUCUUGCUGAGGUUACAAGUGAAAUAGUUGCCAAGAUACUUAUCUAGCUUUCUUCAGCUGAUGGUUAGAUUCUCAAUAGGUACAUGGCAAUUCUGUCAUUCGUGGCUUUAUGUGUUCACAUAUAUUGCCUGCUAGGUUGGAUUACAUCAAACAAAGUCAACCAAACCACAAUUGGUUUGUUUAUCUUUGACCUGCACUGGGAAAGAGCUGUGAGCUGCAGAUGGAUUCUAACAGAAUAAUCAAUGAGGCGAUACUUGACUUUGAUAGAUUUUCAGAGAAAAGACUGCCAUUUUUGUGCCUGUUCAGUGUAAAAAGGACCCUUACCUGAUGUCCCUGUGCUGGCAAAGUGUGAAUGAAAAAUAGGAUUUCUUGUCUGAGGAACAGCUCUUUCUCUCGUAUUGAAACUUGGCAGAAGACAUACUGUGUGAAUGGUCUCACGAGACACCUUCCUUGUAGGAAAGUGAUGGAUGAGGCAUCUCGCAUUUUAUACAUAAUACUGGUGAAAGCACUGGACUAUUCUGAACUCGUGCCUAUUACUGUAUGUGUCUGAGUAGUUUGCUUGUUCUUCAGCUGUGGAACUAAAGGAGGUUUGGCAGGUAGGGCAGGGCCACUAGAAAAUGCUAACUUUAUCCCUUCUACAAUGCUUAUUCAUAUUUGAUUGCUGCAGGGUGAAAUAAUGAAGAAUUUUUUGGUAACUGAUCAAAAAUUCCUUUCUUGUUUAAUUGAAGGUGUUUAAGCUUAGAAGGUCAUUGAGAGGACAGAUUUAAAGAAGUGUUAUUUGCAUUUGGUGAUGCUUUGGAAAGAAACAGAGCAUAUUAUGCAUGCUUUUAAAGUAUAUACGACGAAUGCGCUGCCAAAUCUGUGGAAUUUUAUAGGCAACUACUGUGAACAUCAAUAGCAAUAAAUGAGUCUGGUUUUACCCCUACAGUAACUGGCACUGUAAGUUUUUGGAGAUCUUUGUGCCUUUUAAAGCUUAUUUCAACAAAGUUUCAGCCCUGUCAGCAAACCUCUGCUGUGUUAGUGGUACUUUAAAUUGUCUCCCAAACCCUGCAACAUUCUGCAUGGUAUUCAGAACCUGAGCAAAAAGAAAGCUGGCACCUGUGUGUGCCGAAGAACCACUGAAAAAGGGACAAGUCUGUAAGGAUACAUAGAGAACACCUGGAAAAAUAAUGGAAAAACAUUCAUGGGAGAAGAUCACUGUAGCAGAAAUGAGGAAGGCAAAAUCUCACAGGGAGGUGAUGCAUUUUGAGGGUGGACGAGAGAUGAUAAAGGAAGGCCAGGUUUAAGAGAGUGUUUGUGAGGAAGAGGAGAAUGAUGCUCAAAAGAGAAACAGGAGCUUAAAUGCAAGAAAAACUGAGAGAGACCCCAGAUUAGGAAAGAAAAAUGUCUGAAAGUGAAAGGAGAAAAAUGACAUUUUAUAGAAAAACAAAUGAGCCAAAAAUGGGAUUGAAAGAUUGAAACAACCAAGAAGGUGAGAGAAAUUAAAUUGACAAGGAAAGGGAAGGACAAAAGAGAGCAAAAUACUUGGCUUAUCCUUAUAAGAAAGGAAAAAAAAAUCUUUAUUGAUUUCUUGGAAGACUUUACGAUAGAUUGGAUGUUUGUUCUGAGAGACAGUGAAAGAUAGAAUAGAAAAAAAACAUGAUUUUUUUCUCAGGCUUUCCUGUGCAGGAAAUCUAAUAGGAAGUUAUUUUUAUUAACCAAGAUGAGAGAACAAGCAACAGCAAACUACCAAGAAUGCUGUGGAAAAUCCAGUUAUUUUUCCAGUUGGACAAGAAGAACCUGUGGCCGUUGACCAGUAAGAGCCUAAGGCUCGAAUUAUUAAGCAGCAGGAUCAGUGAGCUGAAAGGCUAUUGGAGUCUGCGUGUCUUCAGAUACUUAGCAAUCUACUUCCAUCACAGGCAAGAAACAUCCUGAACACCACAUAGCUCGUAUUUGUAGCCAUUCAUUAAUCACCUUUUUUCUGUUUUGUCUGUCUAAUCAACAUGAAAUGGGGAUGAUGCUAAAUGUCUCAGGAGGGCUUUGUUGUGUUCAGGUUUCAAGUUCCAAGUGAAUGUCAUGGAGCCCUGCUCCGUGGGGCAUCAUCUCUUCACAUUGCAAAAUGAUAGCAACCCUCCACUAGUCCUGGUGACGAAGAUGUGCAUCCCAACUGUCUUUUGUCCUGACUGGAAAUGGCAGUAUGCACAACAUCUAACACAAGUAGCCGAAAGCUAUUGCAUUUGCAGGAAAAAUGAAGUGGGCAUGCUUCACAGUUCAUUCUGAGUGGCACUUCUUGGGGUUUCAUAAAUGGCAAGAGGAAGGGAAGUAAGUCUACCUUUCUACCAGAUUUGUGCUUCUGAACUUCUGGAGGCUGCAGUGACUUGUAGAGCAUCCUUUCAAAAUCUGUAAGUUAGCAUGGCAAUAUUCAGCCCACAUCCCUUACACAUUUGCAAGAGACUGUGAGACAGGGCGGUGGGGAGCACAAUGCCUGUGUUUGCAGUUAUAGCAUGUUUUUAAUCUGUAAAGGAAAUAUUCAGCUGCCUGCUUUGCUUGGACUUAGCAGUGGCCAGUGUUUUAUCUUGGGAGUCUAGGUUGAAUACACGUGCAGCAUAGAAAUACAUUUGUUUACGGACAGGAAAUGCAUAAGCCUUUUAAUGGACAAAGCGUGAGUUUGAAGCAUUAAAUGUGACCUGUUUUGUUGUGCGCCAGUACCUGCAAAGGGUUAUUCUUUGUGGUGUCCUACUUGGACUCAAACACUAAAGCUUUCAUCAAAGUAAAUCUGAUUAUUUUGCACAUGGUUUUCCUGAAAGGAUGUUAUGAUUUUCUAGAUGUUUGGUGGCUGGUGAUAAAUUAGGCUUUUAUGAUGUCAUGUGAAAGGCCACUGCUUGGACUUCCUUCUCCAUCAAGUGCACUGAAGAAUACAUUUGGGACGUACUUAGAUUCAGAAAUGAUCCUACCUUGUUUUAUAUUAACCCUUUUGCAGUUCAUUGUUUGCUUUGUAACUGGAAGAGCGUGGGCAAAGAUUUCAUCACUUUCGCAGACAGAGCCCCAUGGUAUCCCAUCUUUUUCCAUGAGUAACAAAGCCUCAGCUCACAAGCUCCUUUUAAACCUUUCACAGCUUAAAUUCUUCCCAUAUAUUGUGUCUUCAAAAGGGUUUUCGAAUCUGAUGGGGGGUUUUAGUGAGAAAUUGGAAUGUGGUGAGUGGUGGGGGGAAGGUGAUGUGCCCCAUAAAUUAGGUCAGGUUUAUGACCAUGCAGAGGGAGGCUGUUUCUAGAAAAAGAGCCAGCAGUUAAGGGCAGUAUGCUGCUGUUUUGCCCAGAGAAGUGACAGCUCCCUUCUUCACCCUGCUUAGUCCAAGGGAGGGAGUAUUUACAACAGCAGGUUUUCCAUCAAUGAGAAAUGUCUAACUGUGCUUCAUGCUAACUCUUUCGUACUUGUUCAUUUGUACUGGGGAAGAAGACAGGAAGAGGGAGUUAUUCAUCCCCUCUCUGUCCUUUUCACCUAGUCUUACCAUAGGUUUCAGAGUGGCAGAGGUUCAUACAUCACUAUAAACAUGCCAGGAAGGGAGCGUCAUCUCUUCUGUCAACCCUGAUUCACAGAGCGGUGAAAUGAGCACUGAACACAGGUCAAAUAAAGCAAUUGCAGAUCAUAGGUGGGUUGGAGUUUUCCAGUGACAUGCUUUUUAGAUGAAAAAUGACCUUUUGAGGAAAUCAGUAUUUUUAUUAGGGGAAAAAAUAACAGCACACCCUUCCAACUUUCUUAAUAAUGUAACUUUUAUGUUAAAAGAUCUUGGCUUUCUCAGAGAUACGAAUAUUCUUAGGGGUGGUAAAAUCACCAGUGCAUACUCUACAAGAUAGAGAAAAUCACACUCUGCAGUAGUGAUAUCCUGCUGAUCACUGAAUUGCUGCUUAAUGCUCUAAAGAUACAUAGAUAAGUAUCUAUAGGUAGAAUAUGUGCUCGUUGUCCUACUGUUUAUUGGUUUGUUGCUUAUCUUUUGGUAUUCAGCUGGCAAUGAUAAUUAAACCU
Molecule: messenger RNA, 5080 nt
Organism: Gallus gallus (chicken)
Lineage: Eukaryota; Metazoa; Chordata; Aves; Galliformes; Phasianidae
Gene: GMDS
Product: GDP-mannose 4,6-dehydratase
Exons: 10
Coding region: 79-1026 (315 amino acids)
Biological process (GO): GDP-mannose metabolic process
Molecular function (GO): GDP-mannose 4,6-dehydratase activity
Source: RefSeq, a predicted model, not a curated record